Amoebophrya sp. A120 is the source of this 2143-nucleotide messenger RNA. Lineage: Eukaryota; Dinophyceae; Syndiniales; Amoebophryaceae. The record is from the annotation of a GenBank genome assembly.
CGUCAACGCCCUGCACCUCUUUCUUGCAAAACUCGACUUCAUUUGAAAUUGUAUAAUCAAAUUACUGAACAAGCUGAUCAUUAUCGACAGGUACGCAUCGCGUCACCCCUCGCUUUUCAAUUUUCAUACAAACAUGAUUAUGAUCUCCUCCCCAGCAGCUUCAUCAUGUUUCGCACUUCGACAGACUGAGCUACGGAUCUGUGAAUUCUCUCGAAAGUUCCAUAUCUUUCAACAAAGAAGGAGUUUUUUCUUGUUUCACUUGUAACCAACACAACAUCAAGUUUUGGCCUACUGAAUUCUUUUCGCCUUGCAGACGUGAACCAAGAACCAUGUCGGCCAAGCAGAAAGAGGCCCUGGCGCGCCUUUAUGCGAAGCAGCAGAAGAAGCCCGCGGGCGACAUUGCUCCUGCCGCGCCCGCUGCAUCCGAACCUCCCAGCGUGGGUGCCGGACCCGCACCCUCCAGCGCCGAUCCCUUCAACCCGGACAACAAGGAUAAAUGGCAGCAUGAUGGGUACCAGAAUCAGCAGAAAGGGUACUGGAACGGCAACAAGGGCAAGGGCAAGAACGGGAAGGACGACCGCGAGAACCCCAGCAGCUUUUUCUGGCGGUACUACGACCCGGACUGCGGCAUGGCCAAGGCGGAGUGGGAGCGUGAGCGCAAGCGGAAGCGGCAGGAGCGCCAGGCCAUGGAGUACCUCGCGCAGGCCGAGACUAUGGGCAGUCUGGAGCCGAAGGCGGUGUUAUGGAGAAAAAAAAGUUUGUCAGAGUUACUAACUUGCAGGCUUUGCAUUACAAAUUUUCUCAGCAUCACAAACUUUCCUUGUAUUGCAGAAACACUAGGGAAAUCCCUCAUGAAGUUUGGCUGUGAUGCAUUUUUACGCAUGACAAACAAUUUUGUAUUGCAAGAAUGCGCAUGAGUGAUCGUGACGAACUUUUUUUCUUCGAUAGGUGUCCGAUGAGGACUACUGGGCGGCGAUCUUCGCCCGGGAGGAGCGUGAGAUCAAGAUGAAGAGCAUCGACGGGUAUCAACCGCAAAUAUGUCUGAGUCUGGAAAGAUGCAAGGUUUGUCAUGCUCUACCAGCAUGAUUCUCAGGUUUGUCAUGCAGAUCACCCAAAUGCUCAAUUUUUCUGUCAUGCAGAGCCCCAGUUUCUCAUGCAGAAUAGACAACACCGCAGAAACAUGAACAUCUCCAAAACUUGUCAUGCUUGGCAGCCAAUUGAGGCGUGCUCCUCGUUGUCCAACCACCAUCACAAGUUUCCAGACCCAGACAUAUUUGCAAUGCAUAACGGGAACCUGAUCUACGGGAAGAUUGUGAAGCGCAAGGAGAUGUACGACACGACGGUGGAGUUGCAGUUUGACUACGACAAAAACGCGAAGUUCAAAAAGAAGACGCGGACCGAGGACCACGAUAUGCAGCAGCAGCGGAGCAAGAUCGAGCUGCCGCAACGGAUGCAGCAGUCAGAAUUUCUCGGCUGGGGGCGGUCGUCGAACCGGGCGAAGGGCGACUGGGACCACUUGAGCAAGGACAAGAUGAAGGGCGCCAUGAACCGGGAUCGCGACGACGACAGUCCGCGGUUCGGGAAAUCCAAGGGCAAGGGAAAGCGCGGCGGUUCGCGGUCUCGGUCCCGCGGACGUGGCGACGGAAAGGGAGGCUCGUCCUACGGUGGCGGCGCGUCCUCGUCUUCGCGACCCUGGGGCGGGGAUAGUAACAAUUACCGGGGGCGGGGAGACCACUACAACGCGGGUCCCUGGGACGAUCGCAAGGGCGGCAAGGGGAAAGGCGGGUACGGCGACGGUGGCAAGGGGGACAGUAGUUCUUACAGCCGGCCUGCGACAAAUCACGACAACGCGCUCGAGAGCCACAUGGGCGAAAUCACACUAGACGAUCUGUGAUGAAGUUUGAUAGAGUUUUCUCAUUUCUUAUUUGAGCGAAACACAAAGCGUUUGUAGCGCGACGAAGGAACAAUGCGAAUGGCGACAAACGAAGUCCUUACCAACCUCUGCGACAAUAGAAUUCUUGGGCUUGUCGCCACGGAAGAAAAACCUGUUUUGAAGAAGUUUAUCCUUGACGAAGCGGUGUCGACAAAGAAGACCCUUCUAGUGCGUAUCCUAACGCAAAGUGAAUCUUUGAUAUUACCUCAU